Molecule: messenger RNA, 1670 nt
Organism: Beta vulgaris subsp. vulgaris (sugar beet)
Lineage: Eukaryota; Viridiplantae; Streptophyta; Magnoliopsida; Caryophyllales; Amaranthaceae
Product: cytochrome P450 CYP736A12-like
Exons: 2
Coding region: 73-1587 (504 amino acids)
Molecular function (GO): oxidoreductase activity, acting on paired donors, with incorporation or reduction of molecular oxygen; heme binding; iron ion binding
Source: RefSeq, a predicted model, not a curated record
UCCCUAGUGUAGUGGGCUAGUGGCUAUAUAUAUAAAGCACCAGCUUCCCUACUUCAAAAACCACCCAAGAAAAUGCCAUUCCUAACAAUAGGUCUCCUCAUCUUCAUCCUCCUGCUAUUGUUAUGGUCGUUUUUCCAUGACUACCCUAAUAAGACAACCAAACUACCUCCGGGACCCUUGCCACUCCCAAUCAUCGGAAACCUCCAUAUGUUGAGUACACUCCCACACCGAAGUCUAGCAAAACUAGCCAAGAAGUAUGGCCCAAUCAUGCACCUUCGCUUGGGCAUCCUUCCCACCACCAUCAUCUCCUCCCCCGAAGCGGCCGAGCUAAUUCUUAAGCAACAUGACCUCAUUUUCUGCAGUCGUGCACCAACUUUAGCCACUUUCUACAUGUGGUAUGGAACGAAGGGCUUUGGACUCACCCCUUAUGGAGAUUACUGGCGACGAGCGAGGAGGAUAAGUACUUUGCACGUAUUUACAACCACCAAAGUUGUAGAAUCUCAAGGGUUGAGGAAAAGAGAGAUUGAGGGGGUUAUUAGGUGGUUGAAGAGGGCGGCGGAGUCGCGUGAGGUGGUGGAUUUGAGUAAGAAAGUUGGGGAGUUGAUAGAAGAAAUCAUGUUUAAGAUGUUGCUUGGGAAGAAUAAUGAGGUGGAGGAUCAGAAUAUGAGGGGUGACUUGAAAGAGCUUAUGGAAGAAGUUGUGAAUGUGGGUGGUACCUUCAACUUAGGUGACUUUCUUCCUUUUCUUGCGCCUCUCGAUCUACAGGGACUGACUCGUAAGAUGAAGAAUUUAACUAAGAGGGUAGAUGAAAUAUUUGAUAAAAUUAUUGAAGAUCAUCUGAAAGAGGAUAUUGCACAAAAGAAAGAUGUUCUUAGUAAUCUGCUUUCUAUAAUGAGCAAUCCCAAUAACGAAUUUUUCUUAGAUUCCUUUGGUCGUGACAAUGUUAAAGCGAUCAUGUUAGAUUUAUUCACAGCAGGAAUCGAUACGUCGUCACACACCCUUGUAUGGGCACUUUCAGCACUUUUAAGUCACCCAAGAGUGAUGAACCUUUUGCAAGAAGAAUUAGAUGCCAUUGUUACUAAAAAUAGAAUGGUAAAAGAAUCAGACCUACCAAAUUUACCUUAUUUAGACAUGGUGGUUAAAGAAACGUUUAGACUGUACCCUACAGUGCCAUUACUACUACCUCGUGAGUGCCUAGAAGAUGUUGUUGUUAAUGGGUUUACGAUACGUAAAAACACACGAAUUAUGAUCAAUUACUGGGCAAUUGCACGAGAUACUAAGUUAUGGUCGAAAAAUUCUGAAGAGUUUUUCCCUGAAAGAUUUAUAAACAGUGAUAUACAUAUUCGGGGACCAGAUUUUAUGUUGAUUCCAUUUGGUGCUGGAAGAAGAGGGUGCCCUGGCAUGCAAUUAGGACUUGCAACGGUUAAAAUAGUAUUAGCUCAAAUGGUGCAUUGUUUUAAUUGGGAGCUUCCUGAUGGUGUGGUACCUGAAGAAAUGGACAUGACCGAGAGAUUUGGAUUCACAAUGCCAAGAACCAAGAAGUUGCUAGCCAUACCUUCAUACCGGCUACCAAUUUCAUUUCCUUAAAGUUAUAAUGUAAUACUACUUAUUGCGUACCCUUAUCGCCUAUUUUACUUUCCUUCUUAAUGGUCAAUCAAAUUUUCUUCCAA